Messenger RNA from Vanessa atalanta (red admiral), 893 nucleotides. RefSeq names its product neuropeptide IMFamide-like (gene IMFa). NCBI's taxonomy places the organism in Eukaryota, Metazoa, Arthropoda, Insecta, Lepidoptera, Nymphalidae. The record is from RefSeq and is a predicted model, not a curated record. The transcript has 5 exons. The coding region runs from base 513 to 737 and encodes 74 amino acids.
AUGAUUACAGUGAUAACGCAGCAGGAAACUAUUUAAGGCAUAACCGGCGACACUUCCAAGGAGAUUCUGGAUUACACCUAUAAAUUACGACCCGUUUUAGAGAAUAACAGACCAGCCUUAGAAUUCAGAAUCCCACGAAGACCAGCAACAGUCAACAAAGUUGUAAGCAAAGAUAAAGAUGUGUCAAUAAAAUUAGACGAAAGAUCUGAGAGGGUUUGGAGCUUAUUCCACCACGCUGAUCCAAUGAAUUUUGGUAGAAACACACAUUACAGGAUAAUUUCAGACAUAUAAAAGUUUUCUCAGGAUUUUAAAAGUUUUCUCAGGAUUUUUUCAUUCACAGCCAACCUUAUCAGUGUCAAUAUGCGGUCAGAAUCCAAUAAUCCUAUAAUUGAGAGGACGUCCACCAUGUCCUAAUUUCGUGCUAUAAAAUGGAGGGAAAGGCUCUCUCGAAAUCAGUUGACAUCUCGUCUUCAACAGUGAUACCAGUAUAGGAACAUUUACCACAAGUAAAGAUGAUCGCAUUGAUGAGGCUCACCUUCGCUUUAACUCUUGUAGCAGUACUAUUUUGCUUAAUAGAUUUGAGUGAAGCUAAUUAUAAAAACGCCCCCAUGAAUGGAAUCAUGUUUGGAAAGAGAGGACCCUCAGAAUACGAUUCCAGAGUCAAAACGCUGACAGCUCUGUGUGAGAUUGCAACAGAAGCCUGCCAGACCUGGUUCCCAUCGCAAGAAAAUAAAUAGAACACCGAUUUAUGAACAUGGACGACGAGACAAUAUUGACAAGAUUACAAAAAGAUAUAUAAUCGCACAUAACAUUUUUGCGAAAUAUUAAAUGCUUUAAAAUAAUAUAGUAAUUAUAUUAGUAGAAUUAGAAGUAGUAAUUAACGCUUCAUUAAA